Messenger RNA from Penicillium argentinense, 408 nucleotides. RefSeq lists its product as uncharacterized. The transcript is spliced from 2 exons. The record is from RefSeq and is a predicted model, not a curated record. Bases 1 to 408 code for a protein of 135 amino acids. NCBI's taxonomy places the organism in Eukaryota, Fungi, Ascomycota, Eurotiomycetes, Eurotiales, Aspergillaceae.
AUGCCUCGCUGGACCUUCGAAGUUACCCCGGACACCCUUUCCAAAGAUGAAAAAGACAGAUUGGCUGAAGCCAUCACCAACAACUACGUCAAACUCGGCAUCCCCGCAUUCCUAGUGAACGUCUUCUUCCAUGAAAACAGAAUUGGUACCUUUUACAGCGGGGGCAAAACACCACCAAACACGGUCUUCUUCGUCCUGGACCACGCAGCUCGAGCAUUUGCCAGCGACGUGAAUUCUAUUGUGGAACCCAUUCUGGGACCUAAGGGUGUCAAGUGGGAAUACAACAUCUAUGAACAUCCCGCUGACAAUUGGCGUGUGAAUGGUAUGAUUCCGCCGGUGAAGCAAGAGAAGCUUUGGAAACAGUGGAUGGAUCGAAAUGAGGCCGUUGAAUAUGGAGAGUAUCUGUAA